AUGACCAGCCAUAUUUGGAGCAUUGUCACUCGAAGGAAGUCCCUGUGGGUGGAUUGGAUCUAUGACUAUAAGUUGAAAGACCGUAGUUUUUGGGAUAUCCAACCUCGUGGUAGUAUUAGCUGGGGAUGGCGGAAAAUAUUGGCCAUUCGAGACAUAGUCCGUCCGUUUAUUUGGAAGGAGGUUAGGAGUGGGCUCCAAACGAAUGUGUGGACCGAUAAUUGGUGUCACAUUAGUCCCUUUAGCUCUUUUAUAACUCCUAGACGCAUUGCUCAGGCGGGGUUUUCCAUGUCAGCUUCUGUAGCGGAUCUGUUUGAUGUAAAUGGGCAAUGGAAGUGGCCGAUAGCGUGGUAUGAUCUUUAUCCUGUUUUAAUCGAUUUGGAUGUUCCCCAAUUGAGCCAUAAUGUGCUAGAUCGUACAGUUUGGAAGGAUUUGGAGGGUAAGUGUUGUUAUUUUCGGUCAUUGGAGGUUUGGAAUGUGCUUAGAUUUCGUGCGAGUCUUGUGCCGUGGGUUAAUGGAGUUUGGUUUGCUCAAUGUAUCCCAAGGCACUCGUUCCACCUAUGGUUGGUGAUAAAAAAUAAGCUUAAAACUCAAGACAGGUUGGCUGUAUGGGAAGUAGGAAGUGCAACGAACAUGAACCUCAUGUGUUGCCCCUUGUGCAGAAAUGAUCGUGAUUCUAGAGACCACUUGUUUUUUCAGUGUUCGUUUUCCGCAACAGUUUGGCAGAAUAUUAAGCCGAUGGGGUCAUUGGAUCAGGUUGAUGAUACUUGGCAAUCUAUUAUGGAUUGGAUGCUUCUUCAUGCUUCGUCGAAGAAGGUGGAGCAUAUUGUUAGCAAGUUGGUCAUUGCGGCGACUACUUAUUUUAUAUGGCUUGAGAGGAACAAAUGUUUGUUUUCAAAUGAUCGGGCUAAAGUUGAAUCUGUGGUUGGGAAAAUCAAGAAAACAGUCAGGCUACGACUUAUGGGGUUUGACUUUAAAGGUGAUGCCAAAGUUGACAGGAUGUUAAGGAAUUGGGAGAUCGCUGCAAGUGAACAGGAGGAAGACCCGGGUUAG
Helianthus annuus (common sunflower) is the source of this 1050-nucleotide messenger RNA. RefSeq lists its product as uncharacterized. The transcript has a single exon. The record is from RefSeq and is a predicted model, not a curated record. Lineage: Eukaryota; Viridiplantae; Streptophyta; Magnoliopsida; Asterales; Asteraceae. The coding region runs from base 1 to 1050 and encodes 349 amino acids.